This is a messenger RNA of Exophiala oligosperma, 953 nucleotides long. RefSeq lists its product as uncharacterized. Bases 207 to 953 code for a protein of 248 amino acids. The record is from RefSeq and is a predicted model, not a curated record. Gene Ontology annotation, molecular function: hydrolase activity. The transcript has a single exon. NCBI's taxonomy places the organism in Eukaryota, Fungi, Ascomycota, Eurotiomycetes, Chaetothyriales, Herpotrichiellaceae.
CUUGAGGACACCAUCGAAAUCCCGGCUACGAUUUGGAUAUGCACCAGCGCAAUUGAAUUAAUGGACGGCCCGAGAUGUUUUAUCAUGCGGACCCUGAGUGGGCUGAUGGUGCUUCAAGUACGAAUACCUAAACUCCCUCCAUCAAGCACUCAUUCUCCCACGAGUCCUCGUACGGUCAUUCCUAAUGCUGAGAGCUUGGUUCAAAAAUGUCAAUCGCUCCGUGUUGCUUCCAAGGAUUCACGUGGGAUGGGACCCCUCGAGGGCGAAUCGAGAGACUCGCAGACAACGACACAUAUGUCACUGGCGACAAUCCUGUCGCGGCGAUACUCAUCGUCCACGACCUCUUGGGCUGGACUUUUCCCAAUGUGAGGCUCUUGGCCGACCACUACGCCCAUGAAGCGGACGUCACGGUCUUUGUGCCGGACUUCUUCAAUGGCGAAGUGAUGGACUUUGACACGGUCAACAAAGAGCAAUGGCACAAGUUGGACAUGCAGGGUUUCAUGACGAGGCACGGUCGUCAAGCUCGUGAGGCGGAGAUUUUCGAGUGUGCUCGAACCCUUCGUUCGCGCUACAAGAAAUUAGGGGCCAUCGGCUUCUGCUACGGAGGGUGGGCCGUUCAUCGGCUGGGUGCGAAGCAACAUCAGCCACCCCUGGUGGACUGCAUCACGGCCGGACACCCUAGCUUGUUGACCAAACAGGACAUUGACGCGGUGGCCGUGCCCGUCCAGAUUCUGGCUCCUGAACACGAUCCUGUCUACACUCCGGAGCUGAAGAUGCACAGUUUUGUGACGAUGCAGAAGAGCGGAGUAGCAUUUGACUAUCAACACUUCCCCGGAGUUGGCCACGCUUGUCUUGUCCGUGGAGAUCCGGAGAAGCCGGGAGAAUGUGAUGCUAUGGUCAGAGGGAAGAAUGCUGCUGUUUCUUGGUUCCGACAAUUCUUGCAUGGGGCAUGA